CGCGUGCAUCGUUAUCAUAGGACUGCGGGUCGAGGCGGCCUCUUCGACGAUGCCGAUGAAGCGUUGACCCACCGUCUGCUGCUUUCAAGAUGGGGGACGCCCUCGGCGCCAGAAACGUCUACAUGGCGGUGCUUCGGAGGACCGGCGAGAAGCACAUCGAGUCGCUGGUGGGCUACGGACGCCUCGCGCUCAUGUCCAACCAGGCGGACAAGGGUGUAUCUUCGUUGCUCAGGGCUAUCAUGACGGCCCAGAUGCCAUGGUGUGGUGCCGUCUGGACCCAUGACGUGCAGCCUGCCGCUGAUUCUACUGCUGCGGGGGAAGCUACAUACGCCGCUCCUGCUGAUUCUGCUGUUACAAUCGCUACUGAAGGCGGAGAUAUCCCGCGUCGCUGAACUUCACGUGUCUGUCGAUUUGAGCUCUAUCCCAUGUGGAGGCUUUUCGUUCGGGGGCUAGGCAUGCAGUAGGCGCGUCUGAUGGUCUUGGUGUUUCACGAGAAUUGAGUUGAUCUGUUUAAUGCUUUCCGUUCCGUGUGUGAGCGAAGUGUUACAGGGUGUGGUGUCCACUCGCCCUGUCCAAGUUACGUAAAUUGCACUGCUUUAGUACAGGCAGGUAUUGCUGCCUGGCAGAGACACGCCGGGAUCGGUUUCAGUAUUGAGACGUACAGGUAUAGAUUGACUUAGUGUUGCCGUCUUUACGCCUUAACACGCGGGAGGCGGUUAUCAUUU
This is a messenger RNA of Ectocarpus siliculosus, 725 nucleotides long. The record is from the annotation of a GenBank genome assembly. NCBI's taxonomy places the organism in Eukaryota, Phaeophyceae, Ectocarpales, Ectocarpaceae.